Molecule: messenger RNA, 1671 nt
Organism: Neohortaea acidophila
Lineage: Eukaryota; Fungi; Ascomycota; Dothideomycetes; Mycosphaerellales; Teratosphaeriaceae
Exons: 1
Coding region: 110-1474 (454 amino acids)
Source: RefSeq, a predicted model, not a curated record
CUGCCAGAAUCCCGCCUUCCAAUUGCUAUCUUGGCGUUGCGUACCACGGUCAUUCACGCUCGUGAUAUCAGCUCUUCACCCAUCACCCUGGCAGUGAGCAUUUGCAAGCAUGGGAGACGAUGACUACGGAGACUUCGAAGACGUCCUCGACUGGAUCUACGUGGAAGAUGAUUACACUUUAGCGGACGAACUCGCCGAAUCCCAGAUUCCGGACCCCGGCUAUACCGGUACUGCGGGAGAGGUGGAUGUCUUCGACCCGGACGAAUACGAUGUCUACGAUUAUUGGGAGGAUCUGAAGUACGAUGAUGAUUCGUAUUGGGAGUAUGCAGGCGCUGUGGGACACAAGAGGAAGCGUAAAGUCGAACAGUCGGGAGAGAGUGGUGGGAAGAAGAGACGGAAGUUGACUUUGGAAGAGACGGGCGGGGACAAUGUGCGCUUCGUGGGGAUGUCAGUCAGAUGCAGUCUUAGCAAGGGCAAGACGCCGCGCAUACGGAAAGAGAGGGCUGUCGCGUUACUACCGAAUUGGCGGGAGAGGUUCUCAAAUGAUGGCGAGGUCUUUACUGCGAAGGAGAUGCCACCGGAGAUGAAGAAUGCGGCAGAAGCUGAGGAACAUGAGGGUUCGCCGGCUGCUUCUGGUUUGGAAGAAUGGGCGGAAGACGGAGACGAGGCGGGCGACGAGGAAGAUCUACAAUCCCAGCUAGCCUCCCUCGAUCCCGAAAUGCUGAAAGCCAUUCUACGAGAGAAGCUCGGCGACGGCCUGGAUGAGAGCGCCUUCAUGCAGACAAUCAGCAAGAUGCUCUCUGGCGAGGCUGGCGCGGAGGACGCCGCUGGAGCACUAGCCGACAGUCUGCUCAAUCAGGCCACUGGAGGCAACAACGCUGCUCUAUCCGGCUGGCUCUCGCAGCAGGGUGUCUCACUGGAAGCCGAGGAGGACGACAACGAUGACGAUGUAAAUGACGACAACCCACCUCCUCAACCACCCACGCACGCCGAUCAACUCACUAAGGUGCAUGGAGUCCAGCAAUCUCCCUCAGACAGCGUGAUCGAUACGAUCAAAACCACUGGAGCAUCACAAAUUGACCUCGCCGCACACUCACCCUCUUCGACUACCAAGACGAAGAAACGAGCGGCGCCGUCGUCCGAAAACCUGAACCACGCAACGAACAAGAAACACAGACGAGAAAUGACCAUCAACACGGCCACGCCAGCUCAUGAACCGAACGGCGAUGCGGUAGAGACCAAACAGAUCCCCGCCGACGACCCAAGUCCACCCACCCAGCCAGGCGCAGAAUAUGGCGACAGCACUCAGCGGAAAGCUUCCGGACGGAAUCCCCGCAAGCGAAAAGGCCACUCGGAGCCGGACGAAGCGGAAAGCGGCGUGGUCAAGAAGCAAGCUCGCAAGAUCGCGGCUCCCGCUGAUGCUGUCGCCAGACGGACGAGGAGCGCCAGAGCCGCGGCCAAGGGCGGGAAGUAGGACUUCGUUGGCAGUAGGCAGGCCGCUCGAACAGCGAGUGCUGACUGCGUAGAUGCUUCUCGAGUAGAUAGUCACGCCUCAAUGAAAAUUUUCUGAAUGCAAUGCUCAAUACUGGAAUGAAUCAGUGUUGUCACUCCCAGUGAACUCCUCCGCCCUAUUCAACUGCCGCCCGCUAGAUGAAACUUCCCAUCCCCAAC